UAUCCUCUGCCAUGUUUGCUGUCUGUAACAGCUGACAGAUGAAAACAUUUAUUUCGUGAUUUUUGUAAAUAUUAUAGAAAUUGAAAUGGAGGAGUCAGAGGAUCAGGAAAAGCUGUACAAAGAAGCCAACAAGAAAGUGAUAUUGGGUGAAGAACUAAAAAAAUCUCUUAAAGACUUUGAGGACCUUCCGGGAGUAAGCAAAGUGCAGCGAAAAAUUCAGCAGGAAUUAAAGUUUCUUAAUAAGGUGAUUUCCACAAAGUCCGUAAGGGAGCACCAUAUAACUAGUAGUAACUUUGUGUACUAUGAUUUUCUCAUUUAAACUCUGCGUUUGCAACAAGGAGUUGUUGAUAUCAAUGCCGUAUUCCGUCUGGAAUACAGGGAUAAUCCACUGAGGGUUGAUAUAGUGGCCAAUAACGGUCUAAAGUGGGUGAAGGUGAUAGCCAGAAAUUCGAAAUCCGUCGAGGAUGCGGCAAGGGGAUGUGUGAGCAUCGGAGCUAGGAGUGUUUUGGAUCAGGCGGAGGACUAUCUGGAGGCCAGUGAACUGAGUUUCUGCAUGUUCCAGAGGCCUAAGAUAGUGUUUUACUUCUCCAACAAAAUUGAGGAUUCCCUUCAUGAAGAACUUUUGGAAAUGGGCGUGCAAACAGCUUCCUUGGACUGUCCAGAUAGUGAUUUUGACCAAUACGCCACAGCCUCAAAUGAAUUGAAUCUGGAUGUGACCACUUUAUUGGCCUACGUAAGUGCCCUGACUAAUGGAUCGGCCAAUUGGGUCUACAAGGAACCCUUGCUCACCGAACAAGCAGAAAGGGAAAGAGCCUCACCUUUGAAGCCUCUAUUGGAAAAAAUCCUUGAAGGGAAAACUUUGGUCUGCUGCCAACUAGCCUACGAUGCCUUCCAAAGUAUUUUAGAUAUUGUGGGUGGCGAGGGCGAAAGAAAACGAGCGAAGGAACUGAUGAAAAGGGUUACAGUUUUUCCAGAUGUUGAAAAUAUACCUGAGGAAUUUUCACACAUACGAUUCACUGCCAAUGUGAACGAGCGAAGUCUGAAAAUCUUUAGUUUUGGGUUGGCCCGAAAAAUUUUUACCGUGACUUCGAAUAAGGCUUUUGUUAGAUCAGCUAAAAUGCAGGGUAUCAAUGUGCCUGUUUUUGUCCAUGCUUCCGUUGCUCUUACUGAGGGUAAACAGGCUACAGGAAGACCACUUUGAAAAGCAAUUUGUUGACUAUUUAAAUAUAUUUUAUCUGGUUUUGUAAAAACUGCGCUUUGGAAAAAAAAUUAAACUUAAAAGAUGAAAUGAGUAUUUUCUGUGCGAAAAUAAUUCUGUGACUAAAUAAAUUUUGUUUUAUUUAAAA
Drosophila eugracilis is the source of this 1346-nucleotide messenger RNA. Its product is annotated as UPF0415 protein C7orf25 homolog. NCBI's taxonomy places the organism in Eukaryota, Metazoa, Arthropoda, Insecta, Diptera, Drosophilidae. The transcript has 4 exons. The record is from RefSeq and is a predicted model, not a curated record.